CAGACCCCUGUUAUCAGAGGACGGUCUCUGCGCCCUCUACUCAUCACAUGACCAUAAUCAACAUGGCGGCGCCCAGGCUGCUCAAGACGCUCAGUCUUCGUCCCUUCUGUGGAUAUGUCUUUGCUCGUCACAGCUCUUCGUCCUUAGUCCCAGACACUAAGCAGAAGGUCAUGGAUUUUUUUUUGAGAAGAUAUGUCGCUGAUAUGGAUCACUUUAUGCAGUGGAAGCAUGACUGGAAACAGUGGGUAAUUGAACUGAAAAAUGAAGGGCCCCGCAGAGUGGAGAUGGCGUAUGGUAAAAUUCCUGGGGUGGUUUACUACACACUGGCACAUAAAGGAGCUGUGAGGUUACAUGGUCACCAAGAAUGGUUCCGAUAUGUCAAGCAACAGAAUACCCUGGACUUUCUGAACUAUAGGGAUGUGCCAGUAGAAUGUGUGGACUUGAGUCAUAGUGAUGUGAACUACUUUGGCCUUAACCCUAUAUUGGAAUUAGAAGAUUUACGCUGCCUGGACCUCAGCAGCUGUCCUAACAUUGAUGACUGGUGUUUAAGUCGCCUUCACGUACUUGGGCAUUCGUUGGAAGUGCUCAUAUUGACAGGAUGUCCUCAAAUUACAGAACGAGGGCUGUCUUGCCUGCAUCUCCUACAGUGA
This is a messenger RNA of Staurois parvus, 650 nucleotides long. The record is from the annotation of a GenBank genome assembly. Lineage: Eukaryota; Metazoa; Chordata; Amphibia; Anura; Ranidae.